AUGGCGUCGGGCUCGGGGUCCCAUUGGGCGGGCACUGCCCAGACCCCGCCGAGACCGGAGCCCCAUCGGGCGGGCGCUGCCCAGACCCAGCCGAGACCGGAGCCCCGUCGGGCGGGCGCGGCCCAGACCCAGCCGAGACCGGAGCCCCGUCGGGCGGGCGCGGCCCAGACCCAGCCGAGACCGGAGCCCCGUCGGGCGGGCGCGGCCCAGACCCAGCCGGGAUCGGGACCCCGUCGGGCGGGCGCUGCCCAGACCCAGCCGAGACCGGGGCCCCGUCGGGCGGGCGCUGGCCAGACCCAGCCGGGACCGGAGCCCCGUCGGGCGGGCGCUGCCCAGACCCAGCCGGGACCGGAGCCCCGUCGGGCGGGCGCUGCCCAGACCCAGCCGAGACCGGAGCCCCGUCGGGCGGGCGCUGGCCAGACCCAGCCGAGAUCGGGGCCCCGUCGGGCGGGCGCUGGCCAGACCCAGCCGAGAUCGGGGCCCCGUCGGGCGGGCGCGGCCCAGACCCAGCCGAGAUCGGGGCCCCGUCGGGCGGGCGCUGGCCAGACCCAGCCGAGAUCGGGGCCCCGUCGGGCGGGCGCUGGCCAGACCCAGCCGGGAUCGGGGCCCCGUCGGGCGGGCGCGGCCCAGACCCAGCCGAGAUCGGGGCCCCGUCGGGCGGGCGCGGCCCAGACCCAGCCGAGAUCGGGGUCCCGUCGGGCGGGCGCUGGCCAGACCCAGCCGAGAUCGGGGCCCCGUCGGGCGGGCGCUGGCCAGACCCAGCCGAGAUCGGGGCCCCGUCGGGCGGGCGCGGCCCAGACCCAGCCGAGAUCGGGGCCCCGUCGGGCGGGCGCUGGCCAGACCCAGCCGAGAUCGGGGUCCCGUCGGGCGGGCGCUGCCCAGACCCAGCCGAGACCGGGGCCCCUGUGACGAAGUGGGACUGUUCUUAAUGUUUCCUCUGAAUAGUGUGGGGGUGCCUCAGUUUCCCCUAGGCAGUUCUUAAGUAUCUAGGGGGUGGGGUAAGGGUGUAUGAUCAUUGCAGAGCCCUAGAGGGCAGGUGUGUGCAGGGGUCUGGACACAGAGAAUGGCCGACACCCUGUUUCCUGGCAACUAAUGGCCUGGGCCCUUCCCCCCCUGCAAGUUGAGAGCUAAAGGGUUGGAGAACAAAGGAAUCAGGUGACCACCUGGCCCGGGAAAGGAACAAAGCCCAGAGGAGGAGGGGCUGGAGGGGGUUUUCAGUUUGGGGCUGGCUGGGACAUGGAGUGAAGUGCAGACGUGGUUGUCUGGCUCACUGCCCCCCAAAAUGGACCCAGCUGAGGGGUCCCGUUCUCUGCACCUGCAAGCUCUGUUUUAGACCAUGUUCCUGUCGUCUAAUAAACCUUCUGUUUUACUGGCUGGCUGAGAGUCACGUCUGACUGCGAAGUUGGGGUGCAGGACCCUCUGGCUUCCCCAGGAGCCCCGCCUGAGCGGACUCGCUGUGGGAAGCGCACGGAGGGGCAGAGGAUGCUGAAUGCUCCGAGGUCAGAC
This is a messenger RNA of Caretta caretta (loggerhead turtle), 1506 nucleotides long. The record is from RefSeq and is a predicted model, not a curated record. NCBI's taxonomy places the organism in Eukaryota, Metazoa, Chordata, Testudines, Cheloniidae.